AUGUCACCAAAGAGCAGCAUCCAUCUUGAUGGCAUCAUUGAUGAUCCUGUCAAGAUCUGGGAGAAACUGGCAAUUGUGCACGUCUCUAAGAAGCCUGGGACGAGAUUUAAUGCCUAUGACGACUUCUUCUCUAUCAGAAAGAAGGAGGACGAGUCCCUGCAGUCUCUCAUGACCAGAAUUGACGAAGGCAUGCAUCAGAUUCAAAAUCUUCGUCCUACUGGCUUCUCAUUGUCUGAAUUGGACGAUGAAUUGACAUGCAUGGCCAUGAUUAGGGCGCUUCCUGAUCAAUAUGCCCACUUCACUUCAUCUCUACUACUUCUGGGCACCUUGGACAAGACCCAGCUCAGGGAUGCUUUCCUUGCUGAAGAGGUCAAUUGCCGUCGUCGUGCUGAAGUCGAUUCUGCCUUGCAUUCUUCGUCUACCACUGCCAAUAGCACCUGCACCCAUCCUAACUGCCAUCAUUGCAACCAAUCCACCACCUCUACUCGUGUUCAGUGUGAUUUCUGUGGUUUACUUGGUCAUACCCAAGACAAAUGCCACAGAUACAUUUCUAGUCGCCAACAGGCAGUGGAGGGUGCUAAGAAUCGCUACAAGCGUGGCAAUAAGGCUCAGGCAGGCUCCAGCAACUCUCAGAAUACCUCUCAGCAGCCCAAAUCUUCGCCCAAUAAUGCCAAUUUAUCUACUGUGGUCACUGAAUCAGCUGGAAAUGCAAGUCUUUGUUCCAUUCAUCCCUCUGAUCCUCAUUGCCCUCUCCAACUUGAUGCUGACAUUGAUUGA
Serpula lacrymans var. lacrymans S7.9 is the source of this 777-nucleotide messenger RNA. RefSeq lists its product as uncharacterized. The transcript has a single exon. The record is from RefSeq and is a predicted model, not a curated record. The coding region runs from base 1 to 777 and encodes 258 amino acids. Lineage: Eukaryota; Fungi; Basidiomycota; Agaricomycetes; Boletales; Serpulaceae.